AUGGUCAAAGAAACAAAACUCUACGACUUGUUAGGCGUGUCCCCCUCCGCCUCGGACACAGACAUCAAAAAGGCCUACAGAAAGACGGCCCUCAAAUACCACCCCGAUAAACCCACCGGAGACACCGAGAAAUUCAAGGAGAUCUCCGAGGCGUUCGACAUCUUGUCCAACGCAGACAAGAGACAAGUCUACGACGACUACGGUAUCGAGGCUGCCCGUGGAAACGCACCCGCAGGCGGCAAUCCGUUUGCUGGAGGAGCAGGUGGAGCAGGCGGCCCGCAAUUCAAUUUCGGAGGCGGUGGUGGCCAUGGCUUCUCGCAGACAGAUGCGUUCAACAUUUUCUCGCAGAUGGGCGGGUUCGAUAUGGACGACGGUGGGUUCAGCUUCGGCGGCUUUGGAGGAGGUGGUGGCUCGCACUUUGGUGGCAUGAACGGCGGCGGUAUGGGCGGUGGCAUGCCUGGCGGCUUUGGAGGCGGCAGAUCGGCCCGUAGACCCGAGCCAGACACUGUUUCCAUGCAGUUGCCGGUGACGUUGGAGGACUUGUAUGCGGGUGCUACCAAGAAGAUGAAGUUGAACAGAAAGGGCGCCGACGGCUCCAAGGAGAGCAAGAUCUUGGAGGUCAAGAUCAAGCCCGGCUGGAAGGCUGGAACCAAGAUCAACUUCGCCAACGAGGGUGAUUACCAGCAAGAGUGCCAGGCCCGCCAGACUGUCCAGUUCAUCGUCGAGGAGAAGCCACACCCAUUGUUCAAACGUGACGGUAACGACGUCAUUGCCACGGUUCCUAUCUCGUUCAGGGAGGCCUUGUUGGGCUUCGACAAGGAGAUCACCACCUUGAGCGGGCGUAAGAUCAACAUCUCCCGCUCCACACCAGUGCAACCCACUUCAUCCAACAGAUAUCCUAACCAGGGUAUGCCAAUCUCCAAGGAGCCUGGUAAGUAUGGUGACCUUGUUGUGACUUACAAGAUCGACUUCCCAGUGCACUUGAACGCUGCCCAGAAGGAGGCCAUCAAGCUGGCUUUCUAA
Messenger RNA from Australozyma saopauloensis, 1023 nucleotides. RefSeq names its product type II HSP40 co-chaperone (gene SIS1). The record is from RefSeq and is a predicted model, not a curated record. Gene Ontology annotation, cellular component: cytosol. Gene Ontology annotation, biological process: translational initiation. The transcript has a single exon. Gene Ontology annotation, molecular function: protein-folding chaperone binding. Lineage: Eukaryota; Fungi; Ascomycota; Pichiomycetes; Serinales; Metschnikowiaceae. The coding region runs from base 1 to 1023 and encodes 340 amino acids.